AUGGAUCGAGCGGGCGCACCCGCGCUCGUCCAUCCUCUGUCUCCCGUCUCGAGCCAUAGUGACCUGAGCCUUGAAGACCUAGACUUCUCUGUGAAGCCGCUCCCGCCCCAGCCAACGUACGCAUCGUUCGACAAUGCAUCUCAGAAUGGCGAAGCAGACCUCCCGCCCUUGCAGGUGGCCCACGGCGAGCCUGACGGACUCGACCCCGUGGACAGCGAUGAUUUGGACCCGGGCAGCUUUGACCUGGUGAUGCCAGCAGAGAACAAUGGCGUCAUCAAGGGCAAGCAUGAGCUGGAACAGCGCUCCGAACUGCUCUUCUCAAGUCGUCACUUGCAGGCCAUCUUCGACGACCCUGCAUAUCUGCACCGCUUCUCCAACUUUCUGUACCAGCAUCGGCCGGGAUCCGUUCCCCUGCUGACAUACUACCUGGAGGCGCUCAAGGCACUGCGGGCCAUCGAGUACAGCAACGCCGUGCUGCGGAAGCUCGAGCCCCUGACUCAUUUUGACUUCACUCACGAAUACUUCCAGGCGCAGCCCACCGCCAACCUGGAGCUGCAAGCAAAGGCCGAUAUGGCCUUUGAAGUUCUCGCGCGGGAGGACCUCCCCAUGUACAUCACGCACGUCUGGAUUCAAACCGUCACCGUGUCCAUCAGGCACAGGAUCAGAGGCACGUCGGCCCACGCAUCGGAAGGUCUGGCCGAGGUGUUUUGCCUCACGGACCCCUCACGGCCCGACAAUCCCAUCGUCUUCAUGUCCGAGGAGUUUAAUAGGACUACGCAGUACGGAGUAGACUAUGUUAUCGGACGGAACUGCCGCUUCCUCCAGGGGCCACAUACGAAUCCGUUCAGCGUGAGUCGUAUUCGGCAGAAACUGGCAGACGGCGUGGAACACUACGAAACGUUUCUCAAUUAUCGGCGUGACGGGUCUCCUUUCAUGAACCUUGUAAUGCUUGCACCCUUAUACGACAGUAGAGGUACCAUCAGGUAUUUCAUAGGUGCUCAGGUCGAUGUGUCGGGUUUGGCAAAGGACUAUUAUGGUCUUGGCGCGCUCAAGCAACUUGUAGACACGGACGCGCAAGGAGAGCCACAUGCGAGUCAACAGCCUCAAGCCCAUUCCAGAGACGAGUUCACCCAGCUCGCCGAGAUACUGGGACCUCGCGAGAUCGAGACGGUGCGAGACCGUGGAGGUGAUGGCUCACAUCACGCUGUCAAUGGAGCCAAGCAUCGAGUCGUAUUGAGGGACCCGGACUCACCAACUGAGGAAACCCACUCCCAUGGCUUGUUGGCAACGGCGGCGUCUCUCGCGGCCCAACACAACGGCCGUCUCACCGGCGUGUACGAAAACUACCUGCUCGUGCGGCCAUACCCUUCAUUACGCAUUCUCUUCACCAGCCCAUCCAUGCGCAUGCCGGGCAUCUUGCAGUCACCGUUGCUCGACCGAAUCGGCGGCUCGGCGCGCAUGCGCGACCAGUUUGUCCACGCCUUGGCUGAAGGGCAGGGUGUCACAGCUAAGGUGAAGUGGCUCAGCGUCAGUCACAAGGUUGCUACAUAUGGGAGCCGGCCUCCAAGAAAGAAGAUGCAGUAUAACCACCCCUUGGAGGCACAUUUGGAUAUCGACGACGACUCCGACACUCUCGCGGAGCCGGAACCGGCGGGGCGGUCGCGCUGGCUUCACUGCACACCGCUCGUGGGUUCCAACGGCAAGGUCGGCGUGUGGAUGAUCGUCAUUGUCAACGAUGAGCCCGAGCCCAACCAUCUCACCGGAAGACACAUCGGCCGCUCCUGA
Hirsutella rhossiliensis is the source of this 1785-nucleotide messenger RNA. RefSeq names its product PAS domain-containing protein. The coding region runs from base 1 to 1785 and encodes 594 amino acids. Gene Ontology annotation, cellular component: nucleus. The record is from RefSeq and is a predicted model, not a curated record. Lineage: Eukaryota; Fungi; Ascomycota; Sordariomycetes; Hypocreales; Ophiocordycipitaceae. The transcript is spliced from 5 exons.